Messenger RNA from Parathielavia appendiculata, 676 nucleotides. RefSeq lists its product as uncharacterized. The transcript is spliced from 2 exons. The record is from RefSeq and is a predicted model, not a curated record. The coding region runs from base 65 to 520 and encodes 151 amino acids. NCBI's taxonomy places the organism in Eukaryota, Fungi, Ascomycota, Sordariomycetes, Sordariales, Chaetomiaceae.
GUCGCUGCGCACGGGGUGGGCGGCACGGGCGUGGCGAUGGGGACGCGGCGUGGGGCCCGGACGGAUGGACCGCGAAGACAAAAACCAGGCCCAAUUCGCGGCUACCCUAAAAGGCAAGACAUACUUCCUCAGCGACUUUGGCCUGACCAGACAGUGGAGUCAAGCGUUACAGUCGAGCAGGCGCAUCCAGAGGCCAUCGGAAAGAGACCGAAAGCAAGAGCGGCGCGAGGCGCUGCUUUUCAAGGGUGACGGCGAGCCCGACGAGCUGGGGCCGCGCCCGCUGGUCGCUUGGACCUGGCUAUGGAACGACAUGUACAGUAAUCUCUACGGGGAGUACAUACCCAGGGUCCUGCAUCUUUGGGGCCAGAAAGUCUUUGGUAUGCUCGUGAUCGACUUCACUGUCCAAGUCCUCAAUGCAGCGGACACCUUGCUUUGGAUCCUAUACCCCAGGUUUAGGUGGCAGCCCAUGAACCGCGCUGCAGCAUCGGCUGCCAGAGCAAUCAAGCGUGUCGUUUUGUGAGGCUGUGGUACCAAGCUGGCGGGCCAGUCCAUCCAUGGUCACGAAAGCGGCAUGGUUUGUGCUUACACUCAAGCGCACAUAAGAUUCGCAGAUAGAGACAAUAGUUUCGGCUGCUUGAGCUCGUGGUCGUUCAAACAGACUCCCAGGGUUCAUGGU